CGGAAGUAGUUGUCGUAACUUGCAAAGACACGCCCACAUCUGAAGGACACGAUUCUCCAGUUUGGGGCUCGGCAAACUUCGUUCAAUCCCGAAAGAAAAGGACGUGUUGCUGCUUUUCCACACAGGAGAUGCUGGCGGUGGCCGGACUUCAGGGCAGCAUUUCUAAUGCCCUGGCCAGUGCAAUCUGUGAAAGAUGCAAAAGUGGUUUUGCUGCAACAGAGAAAAUUGUCAACAGUAAUGGAGAGCUGUAUCACGAACAGUGCUUUGUGUGCGCCCAGUGUUUCCAGCAGUUUCCUGAAGGUCUCUUUUAUGAGUUUGAAGGAAGAAAAUACUGUGAACAUGACUUCCAGAUGCUCUUUGCUCCUUGCUGCCAUCAGUGUGGUGAAUUCAUCAUUGGACGUGUUAUUAAGGCUAUGAACUACAGUUGGCACCCUGAUUGUUUUUGCUGCGAUAUAUGCCAGGCUGUGCUCGCAGAUGUUGGAUUUGUCAAAAAUGCUGGCAGACAUCUGUGUCGCCCGUGCCACAACCGGGAGAAAGCUCGUGGCUUGGGCAAAUAUAUCUGCCAGAAGUGCCAUGCCAUUAUUGACGAGCUACCACUUAUCUUCAAGAAUGACCCGUAUCACCCAGAUCACUUCAACUGCAACAACUGCGGGAAGGAGUUGACAGCUGAUGCCAGAGAGCUGAAGGGAGAGCUCUUCUGCUUGCCUUGCCAUGACAAGAUGGGCGUGCCGAUCUGUGGUGCCUGCAGGAGGCCCAUUGAGGGGCGUGUGGUCAACGCCAUGGGCAAGCAAUGGCACGUAGAGCAUUUCGUGUGUGCCAAAUGUGAGAAGCCUUUCCUAGGGCAUCGCCAUUACGAGAGGAAGGGCUUGGCUUACUGUGAGACUCAUUAUAACCAGCUCUUUGGUGAUGUGUGCUAUCUUUGCAACCGUGUGAUUGAAGGCGAUGUUGUUUCUGCUCUCAACAAAGCCUGGUGCGUCAGUUGUUUCUCCUGCUCCACCUGCAACACCAAACUCACUCUCAAGAACAAGUUUGUGGAGUUUGACAUGAAGCCUGUUUGUAAAAAAUGCUACGAGAAGUUUCCUCUGGAGCUCAAGAAAAGACUGAAGAAGUUGGCUGAGGUUUUGGGACGCAAGUGAAGUGCCUGUGGAUCGCCAAAGGGCUUCCUAUUUUUAUUUCUGUGAUGAUUACAUUCAAAGGAGAAAAUUGAUUAAAAACCCAUAAAUCUUUCUAAAGAUCAACAUACUAACCUCGAUGCUCGCCUUUCUCUUUGGUAACAGUUCAUAUUUUAUUUCAUAAAGUUUUACAUAGAUGGUGUUUUUCUUUCUGUUUAUAACUUUCGUUUUUACUUUUAAUGUUUUAUUUUUUUUAAUAAAGUGUAUUUGUUUUUUUAUACUGAAAAUUGUAUUCUUUAUCAUUUGCUACUUUAACCUGCUCCUGUACAGUGUAACCUAAAAUCCAAACUUCUGAUUCCAAAGAAACUUACCAUCUUCCUUUUGCAAAGUAGGAAACGCAAAUCACAUUUUUAUAUAUUAACUUUUAAUACUCAAGGAUAAAAGAAGAACCACAGUUUUGUUUUAUGCAUUAUUUUUGACUUUUAAAAUGUGUGUGUGUUUUUAUUUUUUUUACAAUAUAUUGUGUUAUGGUGAGCCCCUUGAUUUGGGAGACAUCACAACAAAUGGUACCUCAAUGUGUGAAAGACCUCAGAAUCCUAUUGAUCACACAUGUACUCUUAGGUACGCUAGUUUAAUAAUGUAAUAACAUUUCAUUGUACUGAAUUUUUAUUAAAAUGUGUUUUGUGUGCUUGUUUGUAAAA
Molecule: messenger RNA, 1813 nt
Organism: Oryzias latipes (Japanese medaka)
Lineage: Eukaryota; Metazoa; Chordata; Actinopteri; Beloniformes; Adrianichthyidae
Product: LIM and senescent cell antigen-like-containing domain protein 1
Biological process (GO): cell-cell adhesion; cell-cell junction organization; positive regulation of substrate adhesion-dependent cell spreading
Cellular component (GO): focal adhesion; cell-cell junction; cytoplasm
Source: RefSeq, a predicted model, not a curated record